CGUCGCUUCACCAGUUAUUACCGAUGGUCCCACACUGAACUGGUCCCAGAUAAACAGUAGAAAUAAGUGGGGAUGAUUUUCCUUUCAGAUGAAUAUCUAAAGUUCUAACACAUUAGUGUCCAAAUACUUACUACUAAAUGCUACUUGUCUCUUUAAGUAACACUGUUACUGAACCAAAGACAAACACAAGGUUUUCACGCAUGUCUGUCGUAUUCAGUCGUCAUUUCAAGGUCGUGUUUGCCGGUGCUGCGUGUUCUUACCCAGUGGACAGGAGUUAAAGAGGGGACGGAUAAGGGAGGAGAGAUGAAUGAAAGAUCAAAAUGAGUGUAGGAAUCAGAGAUGAAAACAGAUGGAACAGAAGCGCCUGUUGUGGAUUUGUAUGGAUGGAUUAGAGAAUGUGUGUGUGUGUGUGUUCUUUGUGUUUGUUUGUCUGUAUGUGCGAUAGUAGAUUGUGUGUUGUUUGUGUGUGUGUGUGUGUGUGUGUGCGUGCGUGCGUGCGUGCGUGCGUGCGUGCUCACGAGUGUGCGUGUGAUCAUGAACUGACAGCCACGCUGCUCGCAGAGGUCGUGUGACGACCAGAAUCCUCCGUCAGUCUCUGCGUGUGAUGAGAGGCGGCGGCUGCAGGGGGAGGAUGCUGCGACUCCACAAGGAGGCUGAGGACACAGAGAGGAGGUGAACAGGUUGGAGGACUGAGGCUCCUCGGCGCUCACGGCCGACCCCCUGCUGUGCUCCAGCCCCGUCGUGCUCCGCUCCCAGCGUGAUGGCGUUCCUGCAGCACAUGCGCUCCCCUCGCCUCUCCUUCCUGCAGACGCUGGUGUCUCUCUUCCUGGGCAGCCUGGCCCUCAUGUCGUCCUACUGGUGCGUGGGCAGGCAGAAGGUGCCCAAGCCGCUGUGUUCGCCCACCAAGCACAGCAACUGCAUCCCCGUGCCCGGCGUCUCCAACUCCUCCAACAUCCAGUUCUUCUGGGAAACGGGGGACGACCGCUUCGUCUUCCCCAAGUUCCACACUGGCCUGUUCGUCAUCUGCGAGGAGAACGUCUAUGCAGAUGCAUGGGAAGAGAAGUGUCGAGGUUUUUACACGCUGACUCCAGGAGAUGAGAAAGCCAUGAUGUGGUUGUCGCUGUCGCUGGAGCUCAUGUACGUGGGGCUGCUGGUGAUCAGCUGCCUGCUGCUGUCGCUGCAGCUGUGCCUCGGAGCCUGGUUCCCCUCCACGCAGCGCUGGGGCCACAUGCUCAACGCGUUCGCCGCCGUCUUCACCGUCCUCGGAGGGCUGCUCGGGAUGGUGGGUCACAUGAUGUUCAUGCAGGUGUUUCAGACCACGGCCUCCAUGGGCCCAGAGGACUUCAAGCCUCACAGCUACGGGUACUCCUGGGCCUUCUACGUGGCCUGGUUCGCCUUCACCGUCUGCAUGUCGGCCGGCGUCUCCACGCUCAACGACUACACCAAGAGGUUCCUGAUGGUGGGACCCAGACGGGGCUCCGGCCUCAACCCCUGCAGCUUUAACUGGCUCCUGCCCCCGGCGCCGUACUACAGCCCCCCCAUGCCCCCCAUGGCCCUGGCCUGUCCCCCGUCUCCCCCUAGGAUCUCCCACCUGUCUCCCUACUUCGCGCCGCCGCCGGGGGACUUGCCCUCCUCCCCCCCGAGGCUCGUGCACUCCCACUCCUUCCCUCUGUCGCACUCGGACUCCUUCCCCCCUCCCCCCUCCCAUCCAGCGCCGGCCUCCCCCUUCCACCGCCUUUCUCUCCCGUCUCCCCCUCUGUCCGUCUCCGUCCACACCCUGUCGGGACACCAGGAGCCGGACUACAGCCCACUGUGAGAAGCAGUUGACUGUGUGAUGGAAUGCGCCUGCGUCACUCACAGCGAUGGACUGCGGUCACCAGGAGACAAAAGGAUCCCAUGAAGGUUCUCUAGGGAACCAGCUGAUUAUGUCUCAGUGUCCGGAGGCCGUUCAUCAAAGACCAUUGAUCUACGUUGGUCUUUGGAGGAAAGCGGUCAAGAGGUGUUAGUUCCACAUUUGAGGAAUAAAAAAGUAAAUAUCAGAUGAAACCUAGUGAUUUUUUACGUCAGACAAAGACAAAGGAGACAAAGAAUAAUGUCAGUAAAUCAAGUUUAAUAUAAUUCAUGAGAAAUAACUCUAACAAAAAUAAAAAGGCAUCAGACGUGUGAAGCUUUAUGCAAAACUAUACAUUUACACGUCAAGCAGACGCCUGAGUGUCACAGCACAACAAACAUGGAUCUGAUUACACCGGAG
Molecule: messenger RNA, 2251 nt
Organism: Betta splendens (Siamese fighting fish)
Lineage: Eukaryota; Metazoa; Chordata; Actinopteri; Anabantiformes; Osphronemidae
Product: germ cell-specific gene 1-like protein
Exons: 6
Coding region: 761-1816 (351 amino acids)
Cellular component (GO): plasma membrane
Source: RefSeq, a predicted model, not a curated record